AUGUCUGAACCGGAAACCAGCCUACACUGUCAUGCCGAUGCAGAUGCUCAUUUCAGGCGUAAGCCAUCGGCUUUCCGCUCCACGAUUUCGCGAGAUCCCGAUGCAGAGUUUCCGGCGCAGGAAAAUCGCUAUGUUUUGUACCUGAACUAUGGGUGCCCGUGGGCACACCGGACAAAUCUAGGGCUAGAGGGUUGGUUCUUCUUGACUCCAAUUAUGAAGGCCGAUACACGGUCCCCAUGCUGGCUUUGGGACAGUCAGAAGGAAACGAUCGUUAACGACGAGAGUGGCGAGAUUAUUCGCAUGUUUUAUACUGAGUUCGACGAGCUGCUGCCCUACGAGCUACGCGAGGCCAACCAUCCCAGUGGAGGUUAUUUCCCUCCACACCUGAGAGUCGAGAUAGACGCGAUGACCGAAUAGAUAUGUGAUCAAAUCAAUAACGUGGUGUACAAGACCGGGUUCGCCACGACGCAGGAGGCCUAUUUAGCGAGCCUAUAUCCGCUGUUUGGAGCGCUGGAUCGAGUUGAGGCUCAUCUGGCUGAGCCGGGUCAUCACCCUACCUCU
Messenger RNA from Aspergillus saccharolyticus JOP 1030-1, 561 nucleotides. RefSeq lists its product as uncharacterized. Gene Ontology annotation, molecular function: glutathione transferase activity. The record is from RefSeq and is a predicted model, not a curated record. The coding region runs from base 1 to 417 and encodes 138 amino acids. Gene Ontology annotation, cellular component: cytoplasm. NCBI's taxonomy places the organism in Eukaryota, Fungi, Ascomycota, Eurotiomycetes, Eurotiales, Aspergillaceae. The transcript is spliced from 4 exons.